Molecule: messenger RNA, 855 nt
Organism: Topomyia yanbarensis
Lineage: Eukaryota; Metazoa; Arthropoda; Insecta; Diptera; Culicidae
Product: astacin-like
Exons: 5
Coding region: 1-855 (284 amino acids)
Biological process (GO): proteolysis
Molecular function (GO): zinc ion binding; metalloendopeptidase activity
Source: RefSeq, a predicted model, not a curated record
AUGGACAAACACGCUAUGCAGUUGACUGUUGAUCCUUAUCCAGUGAAGGCUCGGACUGUUGAUCUGUGUCCAGGCGCUAAAGAAGAUUUAGGAGAACGAUUGCGGCAUUAUAACCGCAGAGUGAACAAAACCUUUGCUUUCGAGCAGGGUAUCGGAUAUUACUAUCAGUUUGAUAUUAUGCUGAAACCAGAUGUCGAGCAGAAUGCAAUACUGCCAUAUGAUAAUAACCGGUGGCCAGGGGCAAUUGUACCGUACGUGAUUGCUAGCACAUUUAAUGAGGCUGAGCGUUUAAUAAUUGAAGAAACGAUGCGUCAUUAUCAAUCUUUAACGUGUGUUCAAUUUAAAAAUCGUACUAAAGAUGACACUAUCUACCUUAAGAUUGACAACACAGCAAGUGGAUGUUGGUCUUACGUAGGAAGAAGUCCGAACAACGCCUAUAACCUAGUAAACCUACAAAAAUCGGGUUGUAUAACCAGUGGUACAGUUGCUCAUGAGUUAAUGCACGCUCUUGGAUUCUACCAUGAGUUCACCCGACCAGACCGCGAUGAAUAUAUAACAAUUAACAUUAGUGCUCUGGCGCGGGAGUACCAAACAGAAUCAUUCUACAACGCUAACUUUGCUAAGCAUACGAACGAACAAGUCGAGCUGUAUAAUAUUCCCUACAACUACGGUAGUGUGAUGCACUAUUCAAAGUAUGCAGGGGCGGCAAGCCUUGACAGCCCAGUUAUGAUGCCUAGAACAACUGCUGCCAUUAUUACUAUUACAACUACUACUGCCAACAAAAUCUCAACUACCACAAAACCACAGUGCCGACAAAAACCACAUGUGUGUGGUAUUAUCUUCUAUAAACAUUAA